GAGACACAACUCUCCUGCGCAAACGUGCAGUGCGCACACCAACCUCUCGGCGAGAAACACCGCUUGCGUCUGCGAGCUCACGACAAAAGUAACACUCAAAAUAAUGAUAACAACUUACCAGAAAUGGCCACGAGUGUGAAGUGGAGGUUGAAGCGUUAUGGGCGCUUUAUUCCAGGAACGGAUGAGACCACCAAGGGGGAACCAUGGAAGACAUUUGAAGCGAAGAAAAACGAACCAGAAAUUAUCCUCACAAUUGUGGACUACGGAUACUUGAUGGUCCUGCAUGGACAGCAAUGCUUGGAGACAAUUCCUUUGCACAGUGCCAGCGAUUUUCUCAAAGUCCAUCAAAAAUCUGACAAUCUGAUGAUUCGACAUACUAUAAAGGGAGCGAGCCGCCUGAUCAGGAUGCAGUUUGAUGGAAGUAACAAGGCGCAGGCCAUCAAAGAGUGCUCGAGUGCUGCGGAGCGACUCAGAGAGCAUGUGCCCGUCGGCACUCAAGACGACACCCUGCCGUCAAAUAAUCAGCCCCCUGCAGAUGACCCUGCGCCAGGGACACAGGGUGAGGCCGCUGGAGGCGAACCUGAGGUUGCCCAUGAAGGAUUGCUGUCCAUUCAGCGUCUUACCCAGCACCUGCUGGGAGAGACCCCGCUGACGCUGCCUCAACUCUACCGCCAAGGCUCCUGGGAACAUGGUGACCUGGAGGCCCUGCUACGCGUUUGUUUGCUGGAUCCCAGCUUCCAUGCUUUGGUAGAGCAGGUUGAGGGCGAACUGAAGAAAAUACUUGAAGAGUGAAUCAUCUCGACAACUGAAGGCAGAGAGGGGUCAAGUCAGCGCUGCUCUUUUGUGUUUGUUUUUUUUCACGCCGUUUGCCACGUAGGUGUUAACUUGCCGAGCUGCCAGCGUUGACUGGGUGGGUUGUGGUCGUGCGUUAGCGCUUUGGAAGUUCCUAAUGAUGUUAAAUUCACACGACUUAACAAAAAAACCACAACAAACAUUUUUUCAUGUUUUUAUUCAGAAAAAAAAUAUUGGUCUUAAUCAUAUGUUUGAUCGUGGCUAUAUACUCUGGUCCAUCUGCUCCCACGUUAAUGCAGGUCCAUUCCCACCGCAACACACAUCGGUACAUUGUAUUGAAAGGAGGAGUCAUGCAGCUACAGCAGUUCAUUUUGCUAUGCCAGCUUCCAAGGGGUCCCACAAUAUUAAAGCUCGACUGAUUAAAACAAACUGCCCUCCAUUUAUCUAUUCAAGAAUACAUUUUGCAUAGGAUUAUAGCCAUGCUAUAUAGUCGGAGAAAAUAAAAAAUACAAAUCAAUUAAAUUAGGAAAUAUUUAAAAAAAAUGUUUUUUUUUUACAGAUUUCCUAUCAUUUGAACACUCAUACUGCAACACAUACAAGACACUCUAAGUUACUCUCAAAAUAAAUUAAAGUAAUACACAUACCAUCAAUAUUUAGUUAGUUAAACACACAUUAAUCAUGUUUUGUAUUCACUCUCCAUUAGCUUUAAAUACUGUCUCGUCAAUGAAGCCCUUGCUUCACAAUAAAAGUUCUAUUAAAAGUGGACUUAUUGUCACAAAAUCAAACAUUAAAUGACCAUGAUAUGCUGUACAAAUGUUCAAGAGGGGGAAAAGAAGACAUUAUAUAUAUAUAUAUAUAUAUAUGUAUAUUUAUAUAAGGAUGACUAUAAAAAAUAGUUUGGGAUGCAGAACAAAAAGCCACACGAGGGAUAACAACAGAAGAUGUCUAUUCUGAGUAUCCUAUUGCGUUAUUUUGCAUGCAUUUACAUGAUAUGUAAUACAAAAGGGGACCAUCUCGUUUGAGGGCCGUUAUUCAAAUCAAUAAAGGAGACAUCAACACCACAUCAAAAAAUGUGUACGCCUCUUGGCGGCGAUUUGUAGUCACUAUUCGUCAUCCUGACAUCUCCACAUGACAAGGCAUGCUUAUUCUGAUUCCUUUGUUGCCAGUGUUACGCUGAUAUUGUUUCUCAUAAAAUGAGACAAGAUAUGCUUUAUUGUUUUCCUCAAAAUAGCCUGGGGCUCCAUCCACCUUUGAUGUCGCCAGAAAGAUUGCAGUUUAGCUGUCUCAUCUGCAAAGAGAAAGUAAAGGGAAGGCAUGACCAUGGUUAAUCCUUGCGAUGCGUUCUAUAUUUAGAUGUAGCCCCCCCUCUCCCAAUCACUACCCACGCGCUCUCUUACUUGAGUCCAUUGCUUAUUUCGUAUUCCUUUGGCGGACAUUUUUGUCUUUGUGGUUGUUUGUUGAAUUUGUUUUCCUGGGAAAGAAAAGGCAGGUUUAAAAACAAUAAGCAAGUCAGAGGAACGAUGUGGAGGACGAUUGACUUACAUCGGUCCUACUGGUUCGUCAUCUUUGACAAGGCAGGAGAUGGAAAAAACAAUAGUGGAGGGAAAUGUCAGUCAAAGGUUAAAAUAUAUAUAUAUAUAUUUACAACUGCCCACAGUGGAACCUUCAGAGUCAAAUCACAAACCGCUUCCAAAAACCAUUGUUCUUAUAGAAUAUUUUGCAAGAUGGAUUUUCUUGUUAACCGUUUAUAAAAGACAAUGCUUCUUUCUCAAGAACUGUUUUUAGAAAUAACAAGAAGGAUGGAUAGAUGGUUGAAGACAAUCAUGGCCAUUCCUUAGCUGUUCGACAAUUGUUUGAUGAUCGCUUCAUAGAUCCCCAGUAGCUUAAUGGUGUGGGUGUGUGUGACAGGAAGAAAAGCUCUGACUCACGAGGGGAGAAGGCAUUUGUCACACAGUGUUAAUUUACAUUUAGUGUGAUGUCCCUGCCUAAAGUGCUGAGUACCCAUUGAAGUUUCAUGGUAAAAGUGCACAGGUUUUGGAGUGUACAAAGUGUUUUAAGAGCAUAGGAAUUGUUUAUAAGUGUGUGUGAAAGCUGUGUGGAGGGCUGAAAAAGACUUAAAAUGCAUAUAAGAUUCAUAAAAAUCAUACAAUGAUGUUCCUAAAAUGCGGUCUGUACAAACAAAAAUACCUAAAGAAGCUUUUGCAACCUUGCAUGCAUGAGCUAUGUGGUCACCCAAUGAUGGCGAUUUUUCAAAGUUGAGCUACUAACGUGAGCAAUCAUUGAAUGUGUAUUUUGCCGUAACAAACAACACGACUGCAGAUUGUUAGUUGCUACUAUUGGUCUGCCGUUGUGUAUGUGCAGGCGCUCUCAGCAUACAGGUAUAUACGUGUGGACGAGAGCGGUAAAUGACAAGCCUGAAUAGCAGAAAAAUCCCUCCGACCGACAAGCAAUUUGUAUUGAAUAUAAUUAGUAAUUGUGAAAAAUGUACAUGUUCUGUUAAGCCACUAAUGGUAAUAUGAACUAGCUGGGGGUGUUUAAAAAUAAAAUGUUGAGCUACUUGCAAACAGCCCAGUUAAAUGUCCUUUAUUUGGGUCAUUAUGGUAAUUAGCGAGCUCAAACUGUAACGACUAUGAAACUGUUAAUUACUGUAAGGGAAACAUUUUAAGCAUAGUUUUGGCAUUCCUAACUGCCAUAUCUGAUAAAGAUAUACAGAUAUUACAAUAUACUGUAUGUAUACACACUGUUAGUUAUUUACUUAUAAAGAUGACUGACAGUAGGGCUGGGUGAUUAUACGAUCGUGAUUAUUGAUCGCGAUUGAUUUGAGUUCGAUCACGGUCAUCAGCUGUUGGCAUAUUUCCUCGAUUUUUGUGAGUGUUUGUGUUCGUGUAUGUGCGCGACCUCCUGUUCCACCCCGCGAAAGUCAGGCUCGUCACAACGUAACUGAUGUCCAAUCAGCGUUAUGCUUCUUCCCCUUACACAGCUUGGAAGUGCAAAAUAAAUAAUAAAAUAAAGAAAUAUGACUAACACUAGCAUACAAGUUGAAACAACAUUUGGAAGGAGCAGCGGCCUUAGUGACUACUAAGAGAAUAAACACACCCACUAAUUCAACCAAAAAAAAAGGCAUUUUAUGUCUAAAUAUUUUUCAAACAGACUUUGUAUUUGUCAUGUCUGUGAUUAUGUUUUGUUUUAGUCAUGUUCGGAUUUGGUUUUGGACUUUUUGUGCACUUUUAUUUGUCACCAUAGCAACCAUUAGUUUCACCUGGUUCACAUUGUCAUGUCACGCACCUGUUCACCUGUCUUGUCACGCACCUGUUUUCACUGAUCACGUCACUAUUUAAAUCUGUCUGUUUCUGUUGUUCGUGCUGGCGUCCUCGCACUUUUUCAUCACCCUGAUUCAUGUCAUGUUCACAGUUCUUUACCAAGUAAGUUUUUGUUUAUUAUUGCCACAGUUUGUGUUUUUGUUUUAUUGUUCAUAGUUUUUGCCAUUGUGCAAGUUUUGUUUUCAUAGUCUAGUUGUUACCUCCGCUGGGAGCACCUUUUGUUUGCUUCCUUUUUUUAUAGUUUAUUAGUGUCAAAAUAAAUCAUGUAUUCAAACUCACGUCUGGCUCGCGCCAACUUUCCGUUGCCUUCUGGAGAAACAAGACCCAAGAACCCAGUCCUGACAGUAGGACGCCAGCAUAACAGUUUCUCCAAACGAAAGUUGGACAGUUUUGACGAGGCAGCGUGGGAGGUCCUCCGCGCGAUGGAGACCGAGACGCUGCGCUUUUCCCCCAGGGAGCGCAGGGGGAUGAUGUGGGGGAAUGGAGGCAAGC
Messenger RNA from Entelurus aequoreus (snake pipefish), 4604 nucleotides. RefSeq names its product REC114 meiotic recombination protein (gene rec114). Lineage: Eukaryota; Metazoa; Chordata; Actinopteri; Syngnathiformes; Syngnathidae. The record is from RefSeq and is a predicted model, not a curated record. Bases 124 to 792 code for a protein of 222 amino acids. The transcript has 6 exons.